AUGUCCAUCCACCUCCUCACCAGCCCCGGCCCAGCCCUCGCCCGGCAGCCCGCCGCAUACACCACCGCCCGCGCAGCCCACUCCGAGCUCGCAGCCAGUCUCUGGGGCCACUUCCAUCCCCCCGCCUUCGCCCCAGCCGACUCCCUGGCGGCCAUCGACUUCCCCUCGAAUGUGCCCACCCUCUGGGGCUACCAGACCCUGCUCGGCUUCACCCCCGCCGCGCUCAGCCAGCUCAAUCCCUACUGCAGCCAAGCCUACCCCCAGGCACUCUCUUCCUCUCCCUCCCAAGCGACCACCCCCUAUGCCGAGAGAGACCAGCCCUUCGACCAGCAGUUUUCAUCCUUCCCCCCAUCUCUUUCCGCCGGAGCAGCUACCCCCACCCAGCCAAUCCCUUACUAUCAUCUCCCCAGCCCAAGCCGUCUGAUCCAAAACCCCGCCCACACCGCGUUCGAGCAGAACAGCCGCCAUUCGCCAGCGUUCAAGAUGUUCAAGUGCACGCUUGACCCCAGCUGCGAGAUGGAAUUCACACGCGCAGAGCAUCUCGCAAGGCAUGAAAGGAAACACACCAAAGAGAAACCAUUCAAGUGCCACUGUGCCAAAUCCUUCAGUCGAUUAGAUAACUGGAGGUUAGCACUCUUUCUCUAUCUCUUAUCGGUCCUUGCGGCCUUUGCCUCGUUGAUCCCAACGAUCUUCAACCGAAACAGGCAACACAAGGUGUCCGUCCACAAGGAGGACGCCCAGCAAAACGCGCUGACUGAGGAGCGUCUUGUCCAAGUCCACAAGAGCAUGCAGCGCCAAAACAACAUCCGCAAAGCCGCCACGAUGGCUGCCCAGCGACAAGACCGUCCCGAGAGCUGUCCCUCGAUGACCGGCUCUUCCUCCGAAUCUGCUUACUCCCCCGCCCCCAGCUCCUUCUCGGACACCAGUCUGCGCCAUCCAUCUGCCACAGGCUAUGUUCGUCGUCAGUCACAGCCAAGCCCCCUCCCCGCUAAGACCCCAGACAAGGCCCUCUGGAGCCAACUCACCACCCCGCCCUUCAACAACCACCCCGGCCAUUCUCCCAGCCCUUCAACCCCGAUGGGAAUCGUCGGAAACUCUAACUCUUCUCUGCUGAUCCCCUCAGACUCACACCCCGCCGUCGGCACACCUUCGAACACGGUGCAAUACGACGCAGCUACUUACAACAGCGACAAGAGUGACGAGUUUCACCGACUCGCUGCGCAGUACCCCCCGCGAUUGAUCAACUACAAUCAAGUCUCCAGAGCCCCCCUUUCAUCUCUUUGGCCGACCCUCCAGCAAUUCUCAUCAUCUUCCGCCACCUAUCCCGCCUCGCCUUACGAGGCAAACGCGGCGACCUAUGAGGCAGCAGCCCCGGGGACCCAAUCCGCCGACCAAGCCGCGGGUCUCGUGUUCAAGAUGAACGACAGCAUCUUCUCCCACCACCUGCGAGUCCUCUCCUCCAUGACCCACGAGCAAACCGCCAUCCUGACCCCACGCAAGCCUGCGGGCGGCUUGCUGGGACACGCCGAUCUCGGAUACCUCGAAAACCAACGCGCCUACUCGAGCUACUUGCUCGUCGGCCAAAACACCCCGGACUUCGCCGCCGCCCCCUCCCGCAAACGCGCCCUCGUUGCUGAGGACGCCGCGGAGGCCGGUGCCAGUGGCCAUCCAAACGAGCCAAACUCGGUCAAGAAGAUCAGGAUCUGA
Molecule: messenger RNA, 1707 nt
Organism: Puccinia triticina
Lineage: Eukaryota; Fungi; Basidiomycota; Pucciniomycetes; Pucciniales; Pucciniaceae
Exons: 3
Coding region: 1-1707 (568 amino acids)
Source: RefSeq, a predicted model, not a curated record